AUGGAGAGUGAAGGGAAAGCUUCUGACAUGAAAUCAAAGCUUUCUAACAUGUUUUGGCAUGGUGGUUCUGCUUAUGAUGCUUGGUUCAGCUGCGCUUCGAACCAGGUGGCGCAAGUGCUGUUGACACUACCAUACUCGUUUUCACAGCUUGGAAUGCUCUCAGGGAUUCUGUUUCAGCUCUUCUAUGGCCUCUUAGGUAGUUGGACUGCUUACCUCAUUAGUAUUCUCUAUGUUGAAUACAGAACCAGAAAAGAAAGAGAGAAAGUUAACUUCAGAAACCAUGUCAUUCAGUGGUUUGAGGUUCUUGAUGGGUUGCUUGGGAAGCACUGGAGGAAUGUUGGGUUAGCAUUUAACUGUACCUUCCUUCUCUUUGGAUCUGUCAUUCAACUCAUAGCCUGUGCCAGCAACAUAUACUACAUAAAUGACAAUUUGGACAAGAGGACAUGGACAUACAUAUUUGGGGCAUGUUGUGCAACCACAGUCUUCAUUCCUUCCUUCCACAACUACAGGAUCUGGUCUUUUCUUGGACUCUUGAUGACAACUUACACUGCUUGGUACCUCACCAUUGCCUCCAUCCUCCAUGGCCAGGUAGAAGGAGUGAAGCAUUCAGGACCAACCAAGCUGGUAUUGUACUUCACAGGGGCCACAAACAUUCUUUACACAUUCGGAGGACAUGCUGUUACUGUAGAGAUAAUGCAUGCGAUGUGGAAGCCACAGAAGUUCAAGUCUAUAUAUCUGUUUGCGACUGUGUACGUUCUGACUCUAACGCUACCUUCUGCGUCUGCGGUUUACUGGGCGUUUGGCGAUUUGCUUCUAAACCAUUCAAACGCGUUUGCUCUUCUCCCCAAGAGCCUUUACCGUGACUUCGCCGUGGUGCUCAUGCUCAUCCACCAGUUUAUAACGUUUGGUUUCGCUUGUACGCCGCUUUACUUCGUGUGGGAGAAGCUCAUAGGGAUGCACGAGUGCCGGAGCAUGUGUAAACGAGCCGCCGCUAGGCUUCCGGUGGUUAUACCCAUUUGGUUUCUUGCAAUCGUAUUCCCGUUCUUCGGUCCCAUUAACUCGACCGUUGGAUCACUCCUGGUUAGCUUCACCGUCUACAUCAUCCCUGCACUCGCUCACACUUUCACCUUCCGUUCCUCGGCCGCUCGAGAGAACGCCGUGGAGCAGCCGCCUAAGUUCUUGGGGAGGUGGACCGGAGCUUUCACCAUCAAUGCAUUCAUUGUGGUGUGGGUGUUUAUCGUUGGAUUCGGGUUCGGUGGUUGGGCUAGUAUGAUCAAUUUUGUUCACCAGAUUGACACCUUUGGCCUCUUCACCAAAUGUUACCAGUGCCCACCACCGGUUAUGGCCUCGCCUCCUCCGAUCAGCCAUCCUCACCUCAAUCACACUCAUGGCCUUUAA
Arabis nemorensis is the source of this 1398-nucleotide messenger RNA. NCBI's taxonomy places the organism in Eukaryota, Viridiplantae, Streptophyta, Magnoliopsida, Brassicales, Brassicaceae. The record is from the annotation of a GenBank genome assembly.